AUGCGGGGGUCGGCGAAACCCGGGGCGCCCGGCUCGGCGCUCCCGGCCACCGGACCACAACACGGUCCCAGAUGGCAGGGACUUGUCAGGAAUGGCAGACCUGAUCGCGAUUCCAGGCGGAGGAUGCGUGGUGGCACUCAUCCCGCCGGGCUGAUGGACAGAAUUGGAUGCGCCGGAGGCGCGGGGAACGACGUGGGCCUCACGUACAAGGGUGCGGGCGUGGAUAUCGACGCUGGGACCGAGCUCGUGAGGCGGAUCAAGAAGAUGAAUCCCGACAUCGGGGGGUUCAGUGGUCUGGUGCCCUUCGGCGACUCUUAUCUUGUAGCUGGCACAGAUGGAGUGGGUACAAAGCUGCGCUUGGCGUUUGAGCUCAACAACCACAGCAGCAUUGGGAUUGACCUCGUUGCUAUGAGUGUGAAUGACAUCAUAACAACUGGUGCACAGCCUCUCUUUUUCUUGGAUUACUAUGCUACAGGGGUUCUGGAUGUUGAUGUUGCAGAACAGGUUGUUGCGGGCAUAGUUGAGGGCUGCAGGCAGUCAGGGUGUACAUUGCUUGGGGGAGAAACUGCAGAGAUGCCUGGAUUCUACAAGGUGGGGGAGUACGACGUUGCUGGGUUCGCUGUUGGUGCAGUGAAGAAAGAUUCUGUCAUAGAUGGAAAGAGCAUCGUUGCAGGGGAUGUCCUGCUGGGCAUCGCCUCCAGUGGUGUCCAUUCCAACGGAUUUUCGUUGGUGAGGAAAGUGCUCGAGGUCACCAAGACUUCCUUGUCAGAUCGUGUACCUUGGGGCAAAGGGACGUUCGGCAGCUGCCUGCUGGAGCCAACAAGGAUAUACGUGAAAGACGUUUUGAAAAUGCAUGAAGCUGUGGGCCUUAAGGGUGUCGUCCACAUAACUGGUGGUGGUUUUCAAGAGAAUCUGCCCCGUGUGAUUCCCGACGGCCUGGCGUGCCGCGUGGACACUUCGUCAUGGCGCGUUCCAGGCAUUUUCGAAUGGAUGCAAAAGGAACAUAUGCAGCUGCUGGCGAUUGGGCCUUUAUUAAACGUGGUCCGUGGUCUCUGCAGAACGGCAACAUUUCAGACGACGAGAUGUUUCGAACUUUCAACAUGGGUGUGGGCCUGGUUGCAGUUGUGGAUAGAGGCAGUGUUCAUGAGGCGUUGGGCCUUUCCACUGGGGCGUUUGUCCUGGGGGAAAUAG
Messenger RNA from Ostreobium quekettii, 1191 nucleotides. NCBI's taxonomy places the organism in Eukaryota, Viridiplantae, Chlorophyta, Ulvophyceae, Bryopsidales, Ostreobiaceae. The record is from the annotation of a GenBank genome assembly.